AUUCGCAUAGCAGAAGCGACAACGAAGUUAAUUGCUCCGAGUCGACGUCGUACCCGAUUUCUAGUAGUUAUUUCCUUUUAAAAAAAAUGUCAGGUGCGUCUUUUGCUAAUGUAUGUGUAAAGCCCGUCGGAAUAGAAUAAGAUUAAAGGUAGACGAGCUGCCUGUCAGUGAGGAAAUACGUGCGAAUUGUAUAGGUAAUUCAUUUGGCAUUACAGGAAGUCGUACCACAACCCUAGAGAUCGUCGAGACAAGUCCCUGAAUGCAAGUUAUCCUUAAAAGUUAUUUAAGGGGACGUCUGUUGGAUUUAUUCUUUAAUUAGACGUCGAAUUGACCAUCUAAAGAAGAGGAAUAAAAUCCAGAGGACGCCGUUGACCCAGAGGACGGAACGUUCAGGCUAGGCUGUGGCUCUUCGAGGCCUAAGCUUGUAGGCACUGACGUACGUGAGAUCAUGGACGGAUUUGUCAAUUCUCAGACUUGGGAGGCAUGGUUUGAGUCAUAUGAAGUCCUAUGGGAUAACACUUCUUAUAUUUUUGUGAUAUCCGUUCUGCUGUCUGUUGUAAUAGCUGUUGCUACAUACUUGAUGCCCAUUGGCUCGCAGGAACUUCAUAGUUCGGAGAGAAAGGUGGAAGACGAUGAAGAUAUAAGAGAAGAAAGUGAAGAAAAGGAUCUUGGAAGUAAAAUUUUGGAAGAAAAACGUCAUGUUGACUUGAAGAAUGCCCAGAGGAGGGCUUUGGAGAGGAGCAUGGAAAAUCAGUUGACUGCAGAACAAAGAGAAGCAGAAAGAGAGGCCCAGUCACAGCAGUUAGCAGCAAUAUUCAAGAUGAUGCAAGAACAAGAGGAAAAGUUUGGGAAAACAUCAAUUGAUGACAUAAAGGACCAAAUGAAACUGUAUUGUGGAUAAAUUUCUUAUUAACCAAGACAUCUGUUCUUGCGGCAGAUCUUGCAAGAAUAACAAUACAUAGAUGAUAAUUUUGAUAGCUGAGUAAUUUAUGUAUAAUGGAAGUGCUACAUAAAGUAUGAUUCAGUAUCAAAGCCUAGAAUGCCUUUAGUCAAAGCAUAUAGUUGAGCUGAUAAUUUGGAUUUUAUUAUAUAAGUACUACUAACACUAGGCCGAGAGUAAGAAAAAUUAAUCCAAAGUGGAAAAAUUAUCAGAACUAUAUAUAUAUAUAUAUUUUUACUCCAAUUUCUCUAGUAAUUCUUGUUUGUGACUUAUUUUCAUAGAAUUUGUAGGAGCCAGUUAAUGUAUUUUGGUGCUGCAUUUUCAGGUUCAUAUUUUUGUAUGGAGAGGAUUUUAUUUGAAGUGUGGUUUAAGCUCACUUUCAUGCACCAAGUUACCGAUAAUUUCCAUGAAAAUAACAGAAUAUUUGUUGAUUUUUGUGUGACAGUACUGGUACAGUAUAUCUCAUUCCUAAUCUCUGCAGUAAAUUGAUUACGCUUGAAAGCCAAAUUUCUCAUAUUCCUAUGCUGUAUAAUACUUUAUACUUUACUAAUGUCUUCUUCUUUCAUCUUUAAUAAGAAUGAAAUAAAACUUAUUUUUCUGGCAUGUUAAAAUAUGAAAUAUUUUGAAAAAGUUUGUCCAUUUAUUUUGAGUGAUGUGAGUCUUCAUUAUUGUUGUAUUUCCAUAUUCUUAUGUAAAAAAAAGGCUGUUUUUUAUUAUUUGCUCUGUACAGAUGAAGUAGUAAGAAAAAUGUAGAUUGUUAAAAUCCUAAUGGAUGCUUUUGAAGGAAGAAAUAAUACAAAUGCCAUUUUUGCCUGUCUUGGUAGGUCAGACUUUCAACCCACCUUGUUAUUAAUUAGCACGAUGCUGACGUGUUAAGAAAUGUGAUAAACUUGAAAGUGGUCCUUUACAACAUGGACUCUGUGAGCAGGUACCUUUACCUAUCAUAAAAAUGGAAACUUGAGUCAGCUGCCCAUUUCUUAUCAUUGUGUGUACAGAAUUGAUAUAAUCUCCCCAAAAUAUAUUUUAUAACAAACUUGGGAUAAUGAUAACAAUAUUAACAGGGGACGGUGGCACAUACUUGGGAUUGAAUUCAGCAGGGGCUUCAAGAGUUUUGAGGUAGUUUUUCUUGUUUUUUCAGUCU
Messenger RNA from Macrobrachium nipponense, 2081 nucleotides. Its product is annotated as matrix-remodeling-associated protein 7-like. Lineage: Eukaryota; Metazoa; Arthropoda; Malacostraca; Decapoda; Palaemonidae. The coding region runs from base 449 to 901 and encodes 150 amino acids. The transcript has 4 exons. The record is from RefSeq and is a predicted model, not a curated record.